AUGAGGACCCAACCCAACAUAAUCAUCACCGGCACGCCUGGCGUAGGCAAAACGACGCAUUGCGAGACCCUGGCGCAAAGCACCGGCCUCAAACACCUUUCCGUCAACGAAGUUGUGAAGGAGCGCGGUUGUCAUGAUGGAUAUGAUGAGGAGCUCAAGAGUUGGAUUGUGGAUGAAGACAAGCUGUUGGAUGCGAUAGAGGAUGAGGCCAAGCAGGGUGGAUAUAUAAUAGAUUGGCAUGCGUGCGAUUUAUUCCCGAAAAGCUGGAUUGAUCUUGUGGUUGUUUUGAGGGUUGACUCGGAGCAGUUAUAUGAUAGGCUGAAAUCCAGAGAUUACCCCGAAGCCAAACUCCAGGAGAAUCUAGAUUCGGAAAUCAUGCAGGUGCUACUUCAAGAAGCUAGGGACUCGUACGAUGAAGAGAUUGUGGUGGAACUUAGCAGCAAUACGACAGAUGAUAUGGAGAGUAAUGUUGAGAGGAUUGAGGGUUGGGUCAAGCAGUGGAGGGAGGAUAAUGCGCAAUGA
Venustampulla echinocandica is the source of this 522-nucleotide messenger RNA. RefSeq names its product Adenylate kinase isoenzyme 6-like protein. Gene Ontology annotation, molecular function: ATP hydrolysis activity; AMP kinase activity; ATP binding. The record is from RefSeq and is a predicted model, not a curated record. Gene Ontology annotation, cellular component: cytoplasm; nucleus. Lineage: Eukaryota; Fungi; Ascomycota; Leotiomycetes; Helotiales; Pleuroascaceae. Bases 1 to 522 code for a protein of 173 amino acids. The transcript is spliced from 3 exons.